UGAAACAUAAAAUAUAUCUUUUUUUAUUUUUUUUAUUUUUUUAUUUUGAUAAGCUAACAUAAAAUUAAAAUAUAUCUACUCUGCUGCGCCGCAAACUACAAACUACAAAUCGGUAACCUUAACCUAAAACUACAAACUAUUAAUAUUAUCUUCGGCGGCAACGUUCUCUUCCCACAAUUCUUCGUUUUUCCGAUCGAAUUUCGUCGAUCUGAGUUUGAGAGUGAACGAUGGGAGUUCCGGCUUUCUACCGAUGGCUCGCGGAAAAAUAUCCGAUGGUGAUUGUCGACGCAGUUGAAGAAGAACCUGUUGUUAUCGAAGGUGUUGAAAUCCCAAUUGAUUUGAGUAAACCAAACCCUAAUAAUCUCGAAUACGAUAACCUUUAUCUUGAUAUGAAUGGUAUCAUUCAUCCUUGUUUUCAUCCUGAGGAUAGGCCAUCACCGACAUCUUUCGAGGAGGUGUUUGAGUGUAUGUUUGAUUACAUUGAUAGGUUGUUUAACAUGGUGCGACCUAGGAAGCUGCUGUUUAUGGCUAUUGAUGGUGUUGCACCGAGGGCUAAAAUGAACCAGCAACGGUCUAGGCGGUUUAGGGCAGCUAAAGACGCAGCUGAUGCGGCUGCUGAAGAGUCAAGGUUACGGGAGGAAUUUGAAAGUGAGGGCAGAAAGCUUCCUCCUAAGGAAGAGUCACAAACUUUUGAUUCAAAUGUAAUCACGCCUGGAACUGAAUUCAUGGCUGUUUUAUCAAUUGCACUUCAGUACUAUGUUCAUCUUAGGCUGAACAAUGACCCUGGUUGGAAAAAUAUCAAGGUUAUUCUUUCUGAUGCAAAUGUUCCUGGUGAAGGGGAGCAUAAGAUUAUGUCCUAUAUUCGCCUUCAAAGAAAUCUUGAAGGAUAUGAUCCGAAUACACGACAUUGCCUGUAUGGUUUGGAUGCUGAUUUGAUUAUGUUGGGUCUGGCUACCCAUGAAAUCCAUUUUUCAAUUCUUAGAGAGGUUGUAUUUACUCCUGGUCCAGACAAAUGCUUUGUGUGUGGUCAAGUGGGUCAUAUGGCUGCAGAAUGUGAAGGAAAGGCCAAAAGGAAGUCAGGGGAAUUUGAUGAAAAGGGCGAUGCUAUUGUUGUUAAAAAGCCUUUCCAGUUUCUGAACAUUUGGACUCUGAGGGAAUAUCUGGAGUUUGAGAUGAGAAUACCUAAUGCUCCUUUUGAGAUUGAUUUUGAAUGCAUAUUGGAUGAUUUUAUCUUCAUAUGCUUUUUUGUUGGAAAUGAUUUCCUACCACAUAUGCCUACGCUGGAGAUUCGUGAGGGUGCAAUUAACUUGCUGAUGGCAGUAUACAAGAAGGAAUUUAAGGAAUUGGGUGGUUAUUUGACAAAUGGUAGUAAGCCAAAUUUGAGCAGGGUGGAGCAUUUUAUUCAGGCUGUUGGAUCAUACGAAGACAGCAUAUUCCAGAAAAGAGCUCGACAGCAACAGCGAACCGUGGAAAGAAUUAAGCGUCAAAAGUCACAAGCAAGAAGAGGAGAUGAUGUUGGGCCUCAAGUUCAACCUGAGUCUCUAGUUCCAGUUACACAAUUCCGCGGUUCUCGUCUCGCUUCAGCUCCAAUGGUUUCACCAUUUCAACAAGCUGGGCCCACCUCAGUCAGAAAAGGUAAUAAAGAAGUCCAUGAGAGGCCCAGUAAAGUUUCUAGGUCAUAUUCAGGAGCAACUGUUGCUGCUGCAAUCGUUGCAGCGGAGAAUAGCCUUUUAGAAGAUUAUUCUUCUGCUUUUCAGGCUCAAGAUAACAAAGACGACUUGAAAAUAAAGCUGAAGGGGAUACUUCGUGACAAAUCUGAUGUGUUCAACUCAAAAGGUGGUCAUGAGGACAAGAUUAAGUUGGGAGAACCAGGCUGGAAAGAGAGGUAUUAUGAAGAAAAGUUUUCUGCUCAAACUCCUGAAGAACUUGAUGCUAUACGGAAAGAUGUUGUCUUGAAAUAUACUGAGGGUCUAUGCUGGGUGAUGCAUUAUUAUUAUGAAGGUGUUUGUUCUUGGCAAUGGUUUUAUCCGUAUCAUUAUGCUCCCUUUGCGUCUGAUCUCAAGGACCUUGGUGAGCUCAAUAUUAACUUUGAGCUGGGUACUCCAUUCAAACCAUUUGAUCAGCUUCUUGGAGUUUUUCCUGCUGCAAGCUCUCAUGCUCUGCCCGAGCCGUAUAGGAAACUUAUGACUGAUCCCAACUCGCCAAUUAUUGACUUCUAUCCAAUAGAUUUUGAUGUGGACAUGAAUGGCAAACGCUAUGCUUGGCAGGGUAUUGCAAAGUUACCUUUUAUUGAUGAAGCCCGUCUCCUUCAGGAAGUGCGGAAAAUAGAAGACUUGUUAACGCCAGAGGAAAAGCGACGAAAUGCAAUAAUGUUCGAGAUGCUUUUUGUAAAUUCAUGUCAUCCUCUCUCUGCGUGCAUUAGUACACUCGACAACAAAUGUAGAAACAUGUCCAACUCUGAACGCGCUGAUGUCAAAGAAAAAAUUGAUCCCAAUGAAAGGGAUACAUGCAGUGGUGGAAUGAAUGGUUACAUAUCCUUAUGUGGUGGAGAACCUUGCCCUCCCAUCUUCAGGUCCCCUAUUGCAGGCAUGGAAGACAUUAUGGAUAAUCAUGUCAUAUGUGCAAUAUAUAGACUUCCAGAUGUACAUGAACAUAUAACCCGACCUCCACAUGGAGUUAAAUUUCCAAAGAAGAUUGUGACUCUUGGGGAUCUAAAACCUGAACCCGUGUUAUGGCAUGAGGAUAAUGGUAGGAGAUUUAAUGAGGGUAAUGGUAGGAGAUUUAAUGAGGAUAAUGGUAGGAGAUUUAAUGAGGAUAAUGGUAGAAGAUUUAAUGAGGAUAAUGGUAGAAGAUUUAAUGAAAGUGGAAGGAGAAACCCUCCAGGAGCUAUAUCCGGUCGGGAGCUAGGAGAUGCAGCACACAGAAUGGUUGCAAAUUCAUUACAGAUCAGGACGGACUCAAAUAGAUACCAGCAUGCUAAUGGAUCUACAAUGCCUUAUAAUGGACCAAGGGGACAGAGACCAUCACACCAUGGCCAUAACUAUGGAUCACACCCUGGCCAAGAUUAUAGAUCACGCCCUGGCUAUGCCGUAAUGCCGCCUUUAUCAGUUCCUCCGCAGUAUAUACCAUACGCUGCUGUCCCUCCAGUGGAGUAUGGUUAUAAUCAACCAUACUCUCCACCAGUGCUGCCUAGUCCUCAUCAACACCAAUCAAAUUCUUUUCCAAGAGGGGACCACCAAAACCCUAGAUCACAACAUUAUGAAAGAAAUAGCCAUCAUGUUAAUGGUGGAAAUGCAAGGCAUUCCUCAGGAAACAAUCAGAAUCCUCAUUUUACAAAUACACAAGGUUCAUUUGCCCAUCAAAGUCACCACGGCGCUGGUCGCCACAGCCGAAACUUCCGACCAUUUAGAGGUUCUACUACCCAUUGGACUUCUUCGGCUAACCCUAGUGGGUCUAGGGAAUACGGUCAACAUUCGGCCAAUCAUUAUUCUUUAUUAGAUAGAGGAGCAAGCCGGAAGCCGAGGCCUCCAACCAAUCAUAAUCACAAAUAAAUUAUCCCUUAUAGGGAGUAUCUUACCCGACGCUAAUUUUAGAAUUGUUGUACUAUGUAUUUCUUUCGCCCAUUUAGAUUUGUGUGAGCUGUGCACUACUAUUUUCACUGUCCAAACAUGAACAGAGGAACAAUUGUGUAAUCCUAGGACUCAAAUUUGGUUACAUUGUCAUUCAAUUUGAAAGGCCUUUCAAUUGUUAUUUA
Trifolium pratense (red clover) is the source of this 3754-nucleotide messenger RNA. Its product is annotated as 5'-3' exoribonuclease 3. The record is from RefSeq and is a predicted model, not a curated record. Gene Ontology annotation, cellular component: nucleus. Gene Ontology annotation, molecular function: 5'-3' RNA exonuclease activity; RNA binding; zinc ion binding. NCBI's taxonomy places the organism in Eukaryota, Viridiplantae, Streptophyta, Magnoliopsida, Fabales, Fabaceae. Gene Ontology annotation, biological process: nuclear-transcribed mRNA catabolic process. Bases 228 to 3551 code for a protein of 1107 amino acids. The transcript has 23 exons.